CUAAAUGUGUGGUGUACAAUAGGAGAGCCGGGUACGAAACUGUCCUUUACUAUUCUGUACCGGGGGACAGUACACGAAUCGGGUACCUACACCCAUUAGAUAAUAUUGAUUGAAAAGGGAAAUUAAAAGGCAAAAAAAAAAGAUGUCGGCAAAUAAAGAUGGAGACGGUGGAUGGAAGAGCUUUCUGUGGAAUUCGGAAAAGAAGGAAUUUCUAGGACGCACUGGUGGCAGUUGGUUUAAAAUCCUCUUGUUCUACCUGAUCUUCUAUGGAUGCUUGGCUGGGAUUUUCAUUGGGACCAUCCAGGCCCUGCUGCUAACCCUUAGUAACUUUAAACCCACCUACCAGGACAGAGUCGCCCCACCAGGUCUAUCCCACACCCCACGCUCUGAAAAGUUUGAGAUCUCUUACAAUAUCAACGAUGUGGAGACGUAUCUGAAGUACACCAAGAGCAUCAAGGACUUCCUGGAGAUGUACGAUGAGGAGAGGCAGACGGACCAGAACAAGUACGAAGACUGUGGAGAAUUACCUGCAUCGUACGUGGACCGUGGUGAGCUGGAGAGUGACGUUGGAGUGAGGAAGGCCUGCAGGUUCAAGCGGACCUGGCUGGGACCCUGUUCUGGUCUGGAUGGUCACGACGAAAACUUCGGCUUCAAGGAUGGGAAACCCUGCCUGAUCGCCAAGCUCAACAGGAUCAUCAACUUCAGACCAAGGCCUCCAACCAACAAUGCCUCCGUCCCUGAUGCCGGCCAGAGCAGAGUCCAAACCAACGUUAUCCCCAUCCACUGUCAGAACAAGAGAGAGGAGGAUGCCAGCAAGAUUGGUGAGAUCAAGUACUAUGGCAUGGGAAUGGGGUUCCCCCUCCAGUACUACCCUUACUACGGCAAGCUGCUGCAUCCAAACUACCUGCAACCUCUGGUGGCCAUCCAGUUUACCAACCUCACCUUCAACGAGGAGCUGCGUCUCGAGUGCAAAGUGUACGGAGCGAACAUUGACUACAGCGAGAAAGAUCGCUACCAAGGACGCUUUGACGUUAAGUUCACUAUCGCCAAUUCAUGACCUCAGCUA
Molecule: messenger RNA, 1066 nt
Organism: Salmo salar (Atlantic salmon)
Lineage: Eukaryota; Metazoa; Chordata; Actinopteri; Salmoniformes; Salmonidae
Gene: atp1b1a
Product: ATPase Na+/K+ transporting subunit beta 1a
Biological process (GO): potassium ion import across plasma membrane; sodium ion export across plasma membrane; intracellular potassium ion homeostasis
Cellular component (GO): sodium:potassium-exchanging ATPase complex
Molecular function (GO): ATPase activator activity
Source: RefSeq, marked provisional